UCAAUUUGUUCGUUCAAUUCAAUUAUUCUUAAACUUCAUAUAUUUUUUUUUUCUUUGACAAUAUUUUCAAUAUUCGCGCUACAUAUAAUUGUGUUUGAAAUAUAUGCCGACACAAUAUGGCCGACAAUAUCAGUUUUCCAAAAUCAUCAUCAUCCGAUGAUAAUCAAGCUCAGCCAUCUGAACCGUUACCACGAACCGAUCUUCAUAUAUCUGAUUCAGAAUUAGAAACAAAUCUUCAACAGAUUCGUGAAAAUAAUGACAUUAUAUGGCGUGAUUGGUUUUUCAAUAAAAUUGAAAAAAUUCUCGACAUUUCCAAUGGGAAUAAUUCAAUUGGUCAACAACAACAACAACAACAACAAUCAUCACAACAACAGCCUACAAUUAAAAAUGUUACCGUAAUAUUCGGUCAAGCCGGUAGUGGCAAAACAUUUCUUAUACAAUUGCUCAGUCAAACAAAACGUUUUCAAAGUCGUGUUUUGAUGUCAUUCUAUUGUAAAUUCACCUCAUCCACACCAAAUGAUUUCAUUGAUUGUUUUGAUCAACAGAUUCAGCAGAUAUUUAGCCAUGUUCAAAAAUCCUCAUCAUUAGCUACAUCACGUAUUAUCGAUACAAACAACAUUGCUAAUCAUAGUGUUAAUUUUCGUGAAAAUUUACUUAAAUUAUUGAAUAGUUUUUCAAAAGAUUUGACUAUUGUAAAUAAGUAUCAAUUACAAUCGAAACGUUAUCUAUUAUUAAUCGAUUCGAUUGAUCUACGUCCAGAUAUUUGUGAUUUAGUUGCUAGCAAUUUACAUUCAUUACCUAAUUGGCUACAUGUAAUCAUAACGGCAAGACCAAAACGUUAUCGUGGCAUAACGAAAAUGUUUUCUGGUGCACGUAAAAUUGUCAUUGAUGAUAUUAAAAAAUCCAAUGUCUAUAAUGAUAUAAUGGGUUAUCUUUGUAAACAUCAAACGAAAAUACAAGCAACAACUACAUCAGCAACUACCUCAAACGAAUCAUCACAAUCAUCAUCAUCGAAACAUUUGUUGAAUAGAAUUGUUCAUAAAAGUAAUGGAUCGAUUUUAUAUGUGAAAAUAUUGCUCGAUUGUUUUGAAAGAAAAAUUUUCGACAUUCAACAAUUAGAUUUCGUUGGUGCCACUUUAAAUGGUCUUUAUUUAGCUUUAUUCACCAACAUUUUUAACAAUAAUCCUAAAUGGGAAACAGAAUUCAAAACAAUAUUCUCAUCGAUAGAUCGAAUUAAUUCAUUUAAAGUAUCCGUCGCUGAUCUACUCACAAAACUUCAAUGUUCAGAAGAAACAUUGAAUCAAAUAUUGAAUGUUUUAUUUGUUCAUCAUUUGAUUCUAUAUACCGAUAAUGAUCAAUCGAUCAAAUUAAUACAUGGUAGUCUAUUUGAAUGGCUAAGCGAUAUUAAACAUUGCACGGCAAGAUUCAUUUGUCGAUCAUAUUUUCCAGAUACGGAACAAUCACAUUUAUUAAUGAUGAAUCUUAGUGAACAAGUUGCAAAAAAUCGACAACUAGCAUUGGCCAUCAGUAAUAAAUAUAUACAGGAUAAUGAUGAUUCAAUCAAUGAUAUAUCCGAUGAUAUGUUAUAUGAAAGAGAUCGUUCAGAUUCACAAAUGGGAACAACCAGUGGACAAGCACAAGUAUCGACAAAUUCAAAUAAUAAACUAUUUGAACUUCAAACAAUAGGCAUUUAUGCCGAAGCCAAUUACAGUCAUAUUGAUAAAUUCAAUAAUAAUAAUAAUAAUAAUAAAAAUUUAACAAAAACUAAUUCCAUUGAACAAGAAGAUCUUGGUAAUAAUAAUAAAAAAUAUAAUGGAAAAUUGUCAUUGAAAUUUGAUUCAACAUUGGUACCGAAUGAUUCACAACAACAUCAUCAUCAUCAUCAUCAUCAUAGUAGUUCAUUUAUUAAUUCCACAAAUCUGGUUGAAAGUACUACAUCGAAUUCAUUGAAGGAUUGUAAAUCCAAACCAUAUCUACCAAUGACCAUCGAUGAUGAUUGUCUUGUCGACAGUGAUGGUGAUGAACAACAAAAUCCAUUAGUCGAUGAUCAAGAUUUAAGUAAAACAGAAAUAUCCAAAGAAUAUCUAAACAAAUUAUAUCAGAAAUUUGAGCAAGCACUACAUUUAUGCGAUCUAAAAGCAUUACGUAGCAUUUUAAGCCGUUAUGGUAAUGUUAUAAUCAAUCAAAAUUUCAUUAAUGGUAAAACACCAAUGUAUUGGGCGAUCAAAAAAGGCAAUAUGAAAUUGGUUGAAUUGUUUCUUGAAUUUAAUGCCGAUGUCAAUGCUGUCUGUGAUCCGCAAUGGGGAUAUUCAUCAUUAAUAUUGGCAUUGAUGCAACAUUCGUUCGACAUGUGUGAAUUAUUAUUGGAAAAUGAUGCCGAUGUUGAACUAUUGGAUCGAUAUUCAAUGCCACCAAUUUUACAUGCCAUUCUUGUUAAUUGUUCACCGGAAAUUAUCAAAUUACUAUUGUAUUGGGGAUCGCAUACAGAUUUUAUUGAUGAAACUGGUCGAUCUUUGUUACAUUUUGCUGCUAAUGAACCGAAAACCUGGGGACAAACAAUAAGUUUAUUGCUUACUGUUGGUUGCGAUGAAAUGCAUCGAGACAAUAAUGGUCAAACUGCAUUACAUAUGGCCGCUGCUAAUGGUUCGCUUGAAACUGUUGAAGUUCUUGUAGAGUUUGGUGGCGAUAAAUUAAUUCAUACACAAGAUAAAUCCGGAAAACUUGCCAUACAUGAAGCAGUUGCUAAGAAUAAUUUUGAAGUAUGCGAACCAUUAAUUACCAAAUCAAUAAAUUUUGCUGCUCAUAGUGGUAAUUCACCGUUGAGAAUUGCAAUCUUAUCUUACUACCUCGAUUUGGCUCAAUUAUUGAUCCUUAAAGGUGCCGAUGUUAAUUAUAAAGAUGCUGAUGGACGAUCAAUCAUCUAUUGUGUUGUUGCAUUUACACAUAGCACAUUGGAACAAAAAGGGCCACCAUUUUUCAAUCUUGCUGCAUUGUACAAAAAUGGACCAGAAGAAUAUCUGGAAACAGCGGUUAAGACAAUUGAAUUUUUAGCUCGAUUUGGUAUUGAUUUGGAAAUUAAAGAUCUCGAAGGCCGAACAGCUUUACAUGUGGCAGCCUGGCAAGGAACAUAUGCAAUAGUUGAUUGUUUAAUUAAACUUGGAACGAAUAUCGAUGCCAUCGAUGCUGAAGGUAGAACACCAUUACAUAUGUGUGCCUGGAAUGGUCAUAUUGAAGUGUUACGAUUGUUAAUUGAAUCCGGUGCCAUGGUCAAUCCAAUAUCAUCGACUCAAGGUGCAUCACCAUUACUAGUGGCAGCUCAACAAGGUCAUUAUGAAACCUGUGCAUAUCUUUUACAGGCUGGUUCGGAUAUUUCACAUCGAGAUUUUUAUGGCCGAAAUGCCAAAGAUGUUGCAUUGAAUUGUGGUCACAAAGAAAUUGUACAAUUAAUCGAUUCAUUUGUUGUUACAACAGUCAGUAGUGUUGGUAGUUUGGAACAUAAUCAAUCAAAUAAUGAUUUACCAAUGAAUCAUUCAAACGAUCAUGAUGUAAUGGCCAUAAAAUAUUCAAAAUAUGAUGCCAGAUUUUAUGGUAUAAAUCAAUCAAUCAAUAAUAGCAAUAAUCAAAAUUUGGAUAAUAAUAAUGGUAUAAUGGCAACAACGAUGGUAGCAAUAAAUAAUACAAAUAGUGUUCCAAACAAUCAUAAUAUCAACAAUAAUAAUAAUAAUAAUAAAAAGGAAUAAUUGUUGGAUCAAGAAAAAGUAAAAAAACCAGAUCCAUAAGUAAAUUGACCAAAAUGUUGCAUUAAUUUUCUAUCAUUCAUUUUAUUCAUUUAUUCAUUUUUGCAUUUUUAUAUUUAAAAAAAAAGUACAAAAAGAUUCGAUCACGACUGAUUAUAAUCACAUUUUUGUUCGAAUUCUUUGUUUUAAUUUGAUUUUUUUUUGUUUGUUUUUUUGAUUAUAUACACAACCACAAUCUCAUCCAUCCACCCACGCACACAAACAUACACACACAACAAACACAAUUACAUCUGAUUAUCAUAUACAUACUUUUCAUGGAUUAAUUUGGAAAUAAUUAAAUGAAAUGAUUUUUUUUUUU
Molecule: messenger RNA, 4095 nt
Organism: Dermatophagoides farinae (American house dust mite)
Lineage: Eukaryota; Metazoa; Arthropoda; Arachnida; Sarcoptiformes; Pyroglyphidae
Molecular function (GO): protein binding
Source: RefSeq, a predicted model, not a curated record